GUCAUGUCAAACAACGAGGAGAGUCUGGAUGAGGAUACAGUUUUCCUGCCGGUGGAUGAGUCCUCCCCGGAGUUCAUCUAUAGUGAGAGGGAGAGAGAAGCAGUGGAGAAGCUGCUGAGCGCUGGACCAGAGGCUUUCUACUCAGUCGUCAAAGAGCUCCCCGAUUGCUUCUUAUCCUCUGAAGAGGUCAGCCAGUUUAAAAGCUGGGUUCAGAGCUACUCUUUCAACGAUCCGCGGCUACAACAUGAGAAUGGAGCAGAGAGCAUGGCAGAGAUGGAGGACUUCUGUUCCAGUUACUUUCCCUGCCACUCGGACGUGCCAGUCCCGGGCCUGGAGUUGGGCUGGCCUCAUAAAACCCCCUGGUCGGUAACGGCAAGUGUCACAGUCCACACCAGCCCUCCUGCAGAAGGGGAACCUUCAGUCAGAGAGGUGAUCAGACGGCAGUUACAAAGAGCCAGACAGGUAAUUGCCAUCGUGAUAGACAGACUGACAGAUAGUGCAAUAAUUGGAGAUUUACACAGUGUUGCCUCUCGGGGCGUCCCUGUCUACAUCAUCCUGAACCAAAGGUCCAUUCAGGAGAAGUUCUCGUCCAACAGGCUCUGGCAUCCAAACAUACGGGUCCGAGCUCUUGGUGGGAGAAGUUUUGGUUUGAGGGAUGGAAGAAAGCUGGUUGGGGAAAUGAAUGAGAAAUUCAUUCUGGUGGAUUUAGACACAGUGAUCCACGGCAGCUACAGCUUCACCUGGACGGAUACCCACCUGCACCGGCAGCUGAUCACCGUCCUGAGGGGACCAGCUGUUGAUGCAUUUGACCGGGAGUUCAGGAUUUUGUAUGCUAGUUCACUCCCAGUUCUUUCCACUGCAACCCAUGUGAACCAAAACCAUCAGCUUAAAGACAUUUCAGCUGUCAGACUUCUGAAAAGGAUCUCUGUUGAUCCCGAUAUCACCGACCCUCCCUCCCCACGUGCUGUUUCCCCUCUGGACUGGGAUAAGAUGGGAGUUUUUUCAGAAGAAAGCAGCUUGCCAACCAGUCCUCUGUAUCUUCAUGGGGAAGUGGUAAAGCUGGAGAUGUCGCUACAGAACAGCAUGCAGUUAGAUAAAAACACACCUUUAAUGGAUGGAUUUACUAACAAGCAAAACCAUCUUGAGGAUAAAAGAAGAUUCAAAGAAAACUUCUCUCCAGUGGAAAGCGAAGUUGUUAAAAACUCAACUUUCAAGAACAGAGAGCCUUUGACAGCAGAGCCAGCUACUUCAGAGAGAACGAAAAGGAUCACAGACAGCCUUUCUCCAGUGGCAACUGACAUGGAGAAAUCCAUUUUCCAGCGCAGAGAGUCCUUAUCAACCCAGCCGGAUACUUCACACAGAACAAAAAGGGUCAAAGACAAAAUCUCUCCGGUGGCAACUGAUGUCAUAGAAAAAUCAACUUUCAAGAACAGAGAGCCCGUAUCAACUCAGCCAGCUACUUCAGACAGAGUAAAAAAGUUAUCUGAAAGCGUGUCUCCUGUUGCAACUGACAUAGAAAAAUCAGCUGUUUUCAAGAGCAGAGAGUCUUUAUCGACUCAGCCGGAUACUUCAGACAGAAGAAAAAGGGUCAACGACAAUCUGCCUCCAGAGUCAAGUGAUGUCAUAGAAAAAUUACUUUUCAAGAGCAGGGAGUCCUCAUCAGCACAGCCAGCUCCUUUAGAAAGAACAAAAAGCAUGGAGAGAGACACUUCCAGGCACCACCCAUCAGAGAGGAGCACGACUUUAUAUACCAGAAAUACAUCUAGAUAUGAUGACAAAGCAAACGAGGAAACGUACAGGCGUUACUCUUUUCAGGCAAGAAGGUACUCUAUUAAAGAAGAGGAGAGUAAAACAGAUGAUAUUGCAAAAAAAAUGGUGAACAAGCCAUCUUCUAGAAAGCCGAUAAUCUUGAGCAUGCACAGGGAGGAGAGCUUCAGCGCUCUGAGCGACAUCAUGAGGAAAAUUCCACGUACCAGUUCAGGACUGCUUAAGAGAGAAUCAAAGAGUAUACAUACCCAGUCCAUGUGGGAUCUGAGCAAGGAAGACGCAGCUACAAGUCAUGAAAAGAAAGGAAUCUCAGUGCCGAGAUAUACCAGGCCCACUUAUGAGCCAUCUUACAUAACACCUGGUCUUACCCUGAUGGAAAAGAGGAACGACAAAGCGAGGUCCACAUUAAUGCCCACAGAGAGGCCUCGCAGUUACACUUUUCUCGGUGUGGACUCGGGAAGGAAGAAAGGAGGAGCGGGAGAAAACCAUGAGUGAUAUACUGUGAACACGUUCUGUCACAAAGCAAAGAAACCGGCUGGCAGUGGAUAUUUUACGACAUCUGCAGUGUUAACUACUUAAAGUAUAAGCCAAAGCAGGCAGAGACUGUAAUGAAAAGCAUUAGCAACAGGCACAUGGAUAACAGGCAUUAUGGAUACGAUGUUUUACAUGUACGGUGACUUACAUGUAAAAUAGUCAUAUUGUUGCUGCUCACCAGGAAAAA
Molecule: messenger RNA, 2488 nt
Organism: Pundamilia nyererei
Lineage: Eukaryota; Metazoa; Chordata; Actinopteri; Cichliformes; Cichlidae
Gene: sack1e
Product: family with sequence similarity 83 member E
Exons: 17
Coding region: 4-2262 (752 amino acids)
Biological process (GO): signal transduction
Molecular function (GO): protein kinase binding
Source: RefSeq, a predicted model, not a curated record